AUGGAUAAAGACAAUAGUAGUGUGGAGACCAGUUUUUUUCUCCUGGGUUUCAGAGAUCACCCAAAGCUUCAAGUUUUACUGUUUUUGAUAUUCUUUUUCAUCUACAUCAUGACCUUGUUGGGAAACCUUGGAAUGAUUACAUUGAUCACAACUAGUUCACACCUACACACUCCUAUGUAUUUUUUCCUUGGGGUUUUAUCAUUCAUAGAUGCUUGUUACUCUUCAGUCAUAGCUCCAAAGUUGCUGGCGGACUUAUUCUCAGAGAGGAAAACUAUUUCUUAUAACGGAUGUGCAACACAAUUAUAUUUCUUUUGUUCUUUGGUAGAUACAGAAUCUUUUCUCUUGGCUGCCAUGGCUUAUGACCGGUAUGUUGCAAUCUGUAACCCAUUGCUCUAUACAGUAAUAAUGUCCAAGAGAGUUUGCUGCCAACUAGUUUUUGGAGCAUUUUUGGGUGGAACUAUGAGCUCUAUUAUUCACACAACAAACACAUUCAAUCUGUCUUUUUGUUCUAAAGAAAUUAAUCAUUUCUUUUGUGAUAUUUCACCUCUUUUCUCCCUGUCUUGUUUCGACACUUACAUCCAUGAUAUUGUUCUGGUAGUCUUUGCAAGUCUUGUUGAAGCCAUCUGUCUUCUGACUGUCCUCCUUUCAUAUGCCUACAUCAUAGUCACCAUCCUCAAGACUGGUUCUGCUGAGGGAAGAAAGAAAGGGUUUUCUACUUGUGCCUCCCACCUGACAGUAGUUACCAUCUAUCAUGGGACUCUGAUCUUUAUUUAUUUACGUCCAAGCACAGAUCAUUCUCUAGAUAUUGACAAAGUCACUUCAGUCUUCUAUACACUUAUCAUCCCCAUGUUGAAUCCAAUCAUAUAUAGCCUAAGGAAUAAUGAUGUUAAGAAUGCAUUAAGAAAGAUAAUCCACCAAAAAAUACUUUCUCAUUGA
Molecule: messenger RNA, 936 nt
Organism: Gracilinanus agilis (Agile Gracile Mouse Opossum)
Lineage: Eukaryota; Metazoa; Chordata; Mammalia; Didelphimorphia; Didelphidae
Product: olfactory receptor 5I1-like
Exons: 1
Coding region: 1-936 (311 amino acids)
Biological process (GO): G protein-coupled receptor signaling pathway; sensory perception of smell
Cellular component (GO): membrane
Molecular function (GO): odorant binding; G protein-coupled receptor activity; olfactory receptor activity
Source: RefSeq, a predicted model, not a curated record